AUGAGAGGUAAAUAUGUGCAUGAAAUCGUCAGUCACAAGGUGAUUCCCGCCAGGGCAUACGACUACGUCCAACUGGUGUCCAAAAUCUACCCUGCCAUUGCCCAGGAUCCCAAGAACGGAGUGCACUUGGUGGGUAGUUGGAGAACGGUCAUUGGUGACCAGGACACUUAUACGCAUAUUUGGGAAUACAAUGGGUUUGAGGGUUUCCACCGCACUCAGAAUGUGAUUCACGAGGACCCUAAGUAUCUACAAUACCUCGGCGAGUUGAGAGAAUGUCUUCGUUCGAGAGAAUCGUCGAUUAUGCAAGAGUUCAGUUUUUGGGGAGGCACUGCCGCUCCUCGUGAACUCGGGGGUAUUUUCGAGCUUCGUUCAUAUGAUUUAAAGGCUGGAUGUUUGCUUGAAUGGGAGACCCACUGGAAAAAGGGCAUUGAAUGCCGUCGUCAGGUCAUGGAACCUGUUGGCGCCUGGUUCAGCCAGAUCGGGUCUCUAAACCGAGUCCACCACUUGUGGCAGUUUGCAGAUCUCGAGCAUCGUAAAUUGAGUCGUGCCAGGAGCUGGGAAAUCCCCGGCUGGGCUGAAACUGUAAGUGCUAUGAUUUUUAUUUGUGUGUCGUUUUGCAAUACUAACUACUCUUUUAGACUCACGAGACCGUUAAACUCGUGA
This is a messenger RNA of Sugiyamaella lignohabitans, 663 nucleotides long. RefSeq lists its product as uncharacterized. Lineage: Eukaryota; Fungi; Ascomycota; Dipodascomycetes; Dipodascales; Trichomonascaceae. The record is from RefSeq and is a predicted model, not a curated record. The transcript has a single exon. The coding region runs from base 1 to 663 and encodes 220 amino acids. Gene Ontology annotation, cellular component: mitochondrion.